CCAGGCUUAGAAAUCACUUGAUUUAACUCAGCAGCAUUUUUUUUUUUUUUUUUUUCCUUUGUGUAUGUAUUACUCUAGCAGUCGUCUCUAAAUACUCGGGACAUUAGACUUCAUGUCAGCAGAAGGAGUCGAUCAUUGCAAAACUGUAAUCUGUUAGAAAUAGUUACUUUACUGGAUUUUACACUAUAAGGGGGGAAGCUUCAAUGUGCUUUGAAAUGAAAGAAGAAUUAAGUUGUGUUUUUAUCCAAAUGAAUUGGCAUCUUUAUAUGUAGGAGAAGCUACAAGUUGGUAAAUACUUAUUUCAAGAAUCAUGACUAGGAAACACUUGGAAAUUUAUUAGAGAAGUAAAUGUUUUUCCAUGCAAGGACAGGAUCUGCCUGUACCUCUGUGGUUCCGGGUAUCGUGUGAAGACCAUUCUAGGUGACUGGCCGAGGGAAGGAAUACCCUACUGAUACUGGAGCCACAGCCGUACUGCCAGUACCAUGUCUACCAUACAAAGAAAGGGCGGCAGCCACCUGUUCAACAGUUUGCACACCUGUAGACUGAAGAUUCCAGAGGACCAGCUACAUCAAGAAAAAUCUGUCAUUGCUCAACCAAUAUUUGUUUUUGAAAAGAGAAAACAAACUUUUAAGAGACCUGCAGAAGACACCCUGUAUGAAGCAGCAGAACAUGAAUGUAAUGAUUCUUCAAGAAAGCGUGUCCGGUCUUCAUCUUUUACUUUGCAUACUACAGAUUCUCAGUCCCAAGGAGCAUCAACCUUGUCCCAGAAGCGACUAAGAUCAUCAUCCUUCACGGAUCUCCCGACCUUCCCCCCUUCUGGGCCAGUGAAGAAAAACAAUGUUUUUAUGACAUCAACUUUUGUGCAAAGGAAUGUUGAUAUGAACAGUGCAGAACAAGGUCCUGUGAAACAUUCUGAACAUGUUCUAAGACCUGCUAUCUUGCAGCCACCUCAAACUCAAAAGUGUAUAAAAGUAAGAAAAUCAUUUGGACACGAUGUGUUGGAAUCCUGCAAGAGUAGAGAAAAAAACAAAAAUAAGAUUUCUGAGGAGAACUCCUAUUUGCUAAGUGAAAAUUUACCAAGUGCCAGAAUUUCAGUCCAGCUGUCUACUAACCAGAAUUUUUUAGGUCCUACAUCAGUAGGAUGUCAACCAAAUGAAGAUAAGUAUUCUUUUAAAAGCUGCAGUUCUGAUUUCGUUUUUGGAGAAAACAUGGUAGAAAGAGUUUUGGGUACUCAAAAACUCACUCAGCCUCAACUUGAAAAUGAUUCAUACAUCAAGGAAAAACCAUUCAAAUUCACUUUAAAAUUUCCUAUCAACUCUCCAAACUCAAGAACAGACUCUCUUAAUAAUAUACCCCUAACUGAAUCAGCUGCUGCUUUCUCUUCUAAACCAUCACCAAAAUGUUUGCUGGAGAAAAUUGAUGUCAUAACCGGGGAGGAGACAGAACACAGUGUGUUAAAGAUCAACUGCAAGCUUUUUAUAUUCAACAAAACAACACAGUCCUGGAUUGAAAGGGGCAGAGGAGCUUUGAGACUGAAUGACACAGCAAGCAGUGAUUGUGGAACAUUCCAGUCAAGACUAAUUAUGCGCAAUCAAGGCAGCCUGAGGCUGAUUCUCAAUAGUAAACUCUGGGCUCAAAUGGAGAUUCAAAAAGCAAACCAUAAAAAUUUACGAAUAACAGCUACUGAUUUAGAAGACUAUAACAUCAAAGUGUUUUUAAUUCAGGCCAGUGCCAAAGACACAGGAAGUAUGCAUGCAGCAAUACAUCACCGUCUUGUUGCACUUCGGAGCUUCUAUAAGCAGAAAGAUGCAAAUCAAGCUGAAAGCCAGUCAGAAACAGUCCUCCAACAAUUUAACUGUGAUAGCUGUGACGAGGAUGAGGAUGAUUUUACCCAAGUUACUAAAACUAGAUCGGAUUCUUCUAGGUGGACCCACAAACAGUCGGUUGCCUGUUCAUGAGUGCUACCUACUAUAACCAUGACAACAUCUACAAAAAGAUCACCUUACUGAAAAACAUCUAAGCCAUCCUAAUAACUAAAUGAGAAGAUCCUAUUCAUUCCUGGAACAGUCUUUAUAGAAAAGUCCAAGAAAUAUAAUUUGCUGCAAUUAAAAUGUUUCUCUGUGUAGUAUAAUAAUUCUGAGGUUUUAUAUUUUGAUUAUUGUGGAGAAAAUGACAGAAUUUAAGAAACACAUGGCCUUUGGAAGUUCAAAAUUUUUCAUUUUUGAAGAAGUUAAUUUAGAAUAAGAUUUGGUAACUAAUUUGGACUGUUCAUCACAUUGAUGGAUACAAUAGUUAAAAUUAUAAAUUGCUGGAUUUGAUAAAUAUCUAAGAUAUUUAUUUUUUCAGUCAUAUAUUGUCUGGCCAUAAAACAAAUAUUUUACAAAACUUCCAGAGUCAUUUCUUUGAAAAAUAUUAUAACUGCAUGUUAACACGUUAUUAAAUCAUGUUUUUCUUCUGGGAAAUGUGUAUUUUCAUUUAAUCUUUGGACUUCCUAAUUCUAUAAUAUUAUAUAUUCAUGGUAUGAAUUCCUUUAAAGAGAAUAUCUGUUCUUGCACUUGUAUCUAUCGCACCUUGUAUAUGCUUGACUCACGGUCAGUAUCCAAUAUUUGUUGAAGGAAUGAACAAAAUACAUUACCUGUGUAUCAAAACAGUAACUAUACAAAAAGUGAAAUAUGUUAACUUGUUCUUUGCUUUAUUUAUGUAAUUAAAUUGCCAUUAAUAUUCUAGUAGGUGAGGCUGUUCAGAGACCUUUUAUAGCCAAAUGACUUUUUUUCUUAAAGGUAAGGUAUUUUAUUAAGGUAAAACACAGUAAUUUCAACAAUUGUGCAACAGAAUUUUGAUGUUCCUCUUUUGAGAUUUGUUUCAGAGACACUUCAGGAGUUACACAAGAAAAUUAGUCUCAGUACUUAUAGACAUAUUUCAGUUUUCAAUCCAGUAUGAUCACCCCAUGGCUUCAAAAUGACUUUUGAUUGUGACCCCUAUACAAUUCCCCUAUUAGAGGCAUCUUAAUGUGCUCAGGCUGCCAUAACAAAAUACCACAAAUUG
Balaenoptera musculus (blue whale) is the source of this 3045-nucleotide messenger RNA. It is a transcript of the gene RANBP3L, whose product is annotated as RAN binding protein 3 like. Gene Ontology annotation, biological process: protein export from nucleus. The transcript is spliced from 15 exons. The record is from RefSeq and is a predicted model, not a curated record. Gene Ontology annotation, cellular component: nuclear pore; cytoplasm. Gene Ontology annotation, molecular function: GTPase activator activity. NCBI's taxonomy places the organism in Eukaryota, Metazoa, Chordata, Mammalia, Artiodactyla, Balaenopteridae. The coding region runs from base 483 to 1958 and encodes 491 amino acids.